AGCCACUGCUGUGGGAGCUCUUCCUACAGGCUGGGCCUGUGGUCAACACACACAUGCCCAAAGACAGAGUCACAGGACAACACCAAGGUCCACAGACGACGCAAUCGCCAUCACACUGCACACUGCCCUAUCCCAUCUGGACAAGAGGAAUACCUAUGUAGGAAUGCUGUUCAUUGAUUACAGCUUAGCAUUUAACACCAUAGUUCCCUCCAAACCCGUCAGUAAGCUCGAGACCCUAGGUCUCGACUCCGCUUUGUUCAACUGGGUCCUGAACUUUCUGACGGGUCCCCCCAGAUGGUUAAAGUAGGAAACAUCUCCACCACGCUGAUCCUCAAUACUGGGGCCCCACAAGGGUGCGUUCUCAGCCCUCUCCUGUACUCCCUGUUCACCCUGACUGUGUGGCCAUGCACGUCUCCAACUCAAUCAAGUUUGCAGACAACACUACAGUGGUAGGCUUGAUUACCAACAAUGAUGAGAUGGCCUACAGGGAGGAGGUGAGGUCCCUCGGAGUGUGAUGUCAGUAGAAUAAUCUCUCACUCAUUGUCAACAAAACAAAGGAGAUGAUCGUGGACUUCAGGAAACAGCAGAGGGAGCACCCCAUCCACAUCGAUGGGACAGCAGUGGAGAAGGUGGAAAGUUUUUAGUUCCUACACAUCACGGACAAACUGAAAUGGUCCACUCACACAGACAGCGUGGUGAAGAAGGCGCAACAGCGCCUCUUCAACCUCAGGAGGCUGAAGAAAUUUGACUUCACUUAAAACACUCGCAAACUUUUACAGAUGCUCAAUCGAGAGCAUCCUGUCAGGCUGUAUCGCCACCUGGUACGACAACUGCACUGCCCUCAACCACAAGGCUCUCCAGAGGGUACUGCGGUCUGCACAACACAUCACCGGGAGCAAAUUACCUACUCUCCAGGACACCUACAGAACCCGAUGUCACAGGAAGGCCAAAAAGAUCAUCAAGGACAACAACCACCCGAACCACUGCCUGUUCACCCCACUAUCAUCCAUAAGGCUAUGGCUUUGUUGAGUUCCUCAGUGAAGAGGAUGCGGACUAUGCUAUCAAGAUUAUGAACAUGAUUAAACUAUAUGGCAAGCCCAUCCGUGUCAACAAGGCCUCAGCACACAACAAAAACCUGGAUGUGGGCGCAAACAUCUUCAUUGGUAACCUAGACCCGGAGAUUGACGAGAAACUCCUCUAUGACACGUUCAGUGCCUUUGGGGUCAUACUCCAGACGCCCAAGAUCAUGCGCGACCCGGACACUGGCAACUCCAAGGGCUACGCCUUCAUCAACUUUGCCAGUUUUGACGCCUCUGACGCAGCCAUCGAGGCCAUGAACGGCCAGUACCUGUGCAACCGCCCCAUUACAGUGUCAUAUGCCUUCAAGAAGGACUCCAAGGGCGAGCGGCAUGGCUCAGCCGCUGAACGCCUCCUAGCAGCUCAAAACCCGCUUUCGCAGGCCGAUCGGCCGCAUCAGCUAUUCGCAGAUGCACCGCCUCCCCCCUCUGCCUCGACCCCUAUCCUCACCACCCUGGGAGCCGGGAUGCCCAUGCCUGGCAUGCCCCCUCCUGGUGCCUUCCCUCCUGUGCCACCCCCCGGAUCCAUGCCUCCUGGUAUGCCCCCUGGCAUGCCCCCCGCCCCAGGGACACCAGGACCCCAGGGAGGAGGCUCAGGCCCCCCACCUGGCCCACCACCCUUCCACCAGGGCAUGCACCCGGGAAUGCCCCAGAUGCCCAUGCAUCCUCAUGGCCAUCCCCCGGGUAUGGUGCCUCCACCGGGCCCCCCAGGAUCCAACCAGCAUCGGGCACCUCCACCCCCCGGCAUGCCCCCUCAUCCACACAUGGGCAUGCCACCGAGAGGGCCCUAUGGGCAUCCCAUGGGUCACCCCAUGCAUCCAGGCAUGAGAGGACCCCCUCCUCCCAUGCCCCCACCAGGCUACGGUGGGGGUCCCCCUCGUCCACCUCCGUUUGGUUUCCAGAGGGGGGGGCCUCCAAUGCCACCGAGGCCCCCCGGCGGCCCACCUCGAGGUCCCAUGAGGGGACCAAUGCCCCCAUAGACUACGGAAAACCACAGCAAGGCGCUUUUUUUAGUUCUAUUCCAGAUUACAGUUCCAUUUUUUUGUAUGUUUUUUUCUUCACUGUACAGAUGCCAAACCUGCAAGGAAUAAAGGUUUUAAUACAACAA
Oncorhynchus nerka (sockeye salmon) is the source of this 2184-nucleotide messenger RNA. RefSeq names its product splicing factor 3B subunit 4-like. Gene Ontology annotation, cellular component: U2 snRNP; nucleolus; U12-type spliceosomal complex. Gene Ontology annotation, biological process: positive regulation of mRNA splicing, via spliceosome. The transcript is spliced from 6 exons. Bases 1070 to 2056 code for a protein of 328 amino acids. The record is from RefSeq and is a predicted model, not a curated record. Lineage: Eukaryota; Metazoa; Chordata; Actinopteri; Salmoniformes; Salmonidae. Gene Ontology annotation, molecular function: RNA binding.